UCUCACGCCAGGAUUCUCUCUCUCUCUCUCUCUCUCUCUUAAAUUCUAGAAUUUUUAGGAUGGGAUUUGGAGGCUUUUUUUAAAAAUCAAAAAUACAUUUGCUUAUAAGAUGUACUGAUUGAUUGAUUCCUUACAUUUCGAGUUUCUGUGAAGCUCUCAGCGGUGAGUUCGCGCCAUCAAAUCAAAAUGGUGAUCGAAACCCUAUCUGAAGAUUUGCUCAUGGAGAUUCUCUGGAGACUUCCUGUGAAAUCCCUGCUUCAAUCCAAAUCGGUCUGCAAAAACUGGUACGCUCUCAUCCAAAGCCCUAGCUUCAUUUCCCUUCACCACUAUCGUGCCGCCCAAAACACCGACUGCCUCUUCGUUAAGCGAGCCCUCCGCGGCGGCAACGGCAAGAUUAUCUUGUCCUUUAUCCCAAACGAACUGCUAACUGAAGAUAUAGACAUAUCUUUCACUCGUUUGGAUAUUGAAAAGCUUCAACUAUUGGGUCCUUGCAACGGCGUCGUUUGUCUCACCGAAGGCGGGUAUCACUCCACCAUUGUCAUAUGCAACCCUUCAAUGCGAGAAUUCAGGGUACUUCCUCAACCCUCUCAUAAAAAAGGCUAUAUGGCUAAUUUGGGAUUUGGGUUUGAUCACUAUACGAAUGAUUAUAAAGUGGUUAAGUUCGGGUAUCUGGAUCCUGAGUUUAAAACUUGGUUGAUUGAUGAAACAAUUGAAAUUUAUGAGCUGAGUACAGAUUCUUGGAGGGAAGUUUAUGCAGAGUCCCCUGUUAAGUAUGGUUUCCAUUGCACUUAUUCUUGUUGCGCAUCGUGGAAUGGGGAUUUUUAUUGGUACGCGUCCUGCCCCGGUCGUGGUGCGUCAAUUAUGAUGUUUAGUAUGACUGACGAGGGGUUCAAUGAAUUGUCCGUGCCAGAAGUUUGCUUGUUAGACGAUUACAGCGAAAGGAAACUUUUCAUUCUGAAUGAUUCCCUUGCGCUGGUUCUUUAUCCUAGGGGGUGGGUACCUUCAUUGAUUCCACCGGUGGAUUUUUCAUUCGAAAAGUGCUUUGACAUAUGGGUUAUGGAUGAACACGGUGUUGAGGUGUCUUGGACUUGGACUAAAAAAAUUUCUAUUGGUCCCCUCCAUAAGCCAAACUUUGCAUUGGGAUUUCGGAAAAAUGGUGAGGUACUUCUCGAGUGCGGUGGUGGACAGAUGAUGUCGUACAACCUUGAUACCCGGCAGAUAAAGGAGUAUCAGGUGUAUGGUCGUUCACCUCCUCAUUGUUGACAAGUUCUUCAAUACACAGAGAGCUUGGUUUCAGUAAAAAGACACACCGAGCAUGAUGAAAUCGAUGAUUUACAUGUUUAUUUACAUGUUUAACUGGUUGUGGGCUUCCUAUCCACGUGAUGCACAUCGAGCAACUAAAGUCUUCAAGGUGGUCGUUGCAUUUACCUUACUCCAAACGAAGAAGAAUUUAAAUGAGCGGGUGCAUUCAUCUGUUGAGAGGUCUCCUUGAAAGUCUUCUCCCCAAAGGCGUUGUAAAUGAAAGCUACUUUUUUCAAGCUUGCAAGUCCAGGGCUACGACACAGAUAGCCAUUUCUCUUUAUGUGUUUGAUGGUACUAGUAGGUGUUAUUUUUCGACUUCACACAAUCAUGGGAGGAUGCCAAAAGCUAUUUCUUUUUUCGUUAUUGUCGUCAAUUACCUUAGCAUGUUGUUUGGGAAGUUGUUUGAAUUGGAGAGAAUGCUGAUUCUGUCACCAAACUUGAGACCUUGGGGAAGAUCGCUGUGCACUCUUUCAGGUUGAGAAGUGAGCUUCUUGUUUCCUGCCUUCUCCAGGAGUUCUGCUUACUCUGACUUGUUUGCUAAUAUCUUUUUUUUGAGAAUACUAAGAGGGCUGGAGAGUUGAUCUGUAACUUGAUGGAAAAUGGGAUGGCAAUCUCAUCCAAAACGUAUGGAUUUCCGAACCGAUCAUAAUUGAUCC
Messenger RNA from Rhododendron vialii, 1958 nucleotides. RefSeq names its product F-box protein At3g07870-like. The record is from RefSeq and is a predicted model, not a curated record. The transcript has 2 exons. NCBI's taxonomy places the organism in Eukaryota, Viridiplantae, Streptophyta, Magnoliopsida, Ericales, Ericaceae. The coding region runs from base 187 to 1263 and encodes 358 amino acids. Gene Ontology annotation, molecular function: protein binding.